CACGCCAUUAUAAAUUCAAAUUUAGUGCAAAGGAGAGUAUAAAAAAUCACGAUAAGCAGAGAACCGACACACUUGGAUAUCAGUUGUGUGUUCAGUUCACUUCAAGUUCAAACUUUGAGAUUUAGCAACAAUUAUGAAGGCGAUCUUACCAACUUUCUUCACAAUCCUUUUACUUUGUUUGGCAUGCGUGUUUGGUCAUUUUAUCCGUGACGAGGCUGAAGACGAAAUUUUCUCCCAAGAUGAACAGACAGGGAGUACUUGCAGUGCAGUAAAAGCCAGAAUAGAUUGUGGUUACGUGGGAAUAAAACAGUCGGAAUGCGAACAUAACAACUGUUGCUGGGAUAGCAGCAAGCCAAAAGACUAUUUUUGUUUCUACAAAGGCAGCGAGUGCAAAUCGGUGGACCCGACGCAGCGAUUAGAUUGCGGUUACUAUGGAAUCAAGGAAAAGGAAUGUUUGACUAAAGGCUGCUGUUGGGACAAAGCUAUGAAGGAGUUCCCUGGUGUUUUACCAAAGUAGUGCUUGCGAUGUUGUAAAACCACAAGACAGAAUUGAUUGCGGAUACUUAGGAAUAGAUGAAAGCGAAUGUGAAAAGAGAGAAUGUUGCUGGGAUAACAGCAUACCUGGUGUCAACUACUGUUUUUACAAAGGAAGUGUUUGAACGACGAUUUCUGGUACAAGGAACGAUGUAGUACAUUAGUAUUGUCAAAUUAACUAUGGUUGUUGUAGUCAAAUAUAUUCUUUUACUGUGGCA
Xenia sp. Carnegie-2017 is the source of this 752-nucleotide messenger RNA. Its product is annotated as integumentary mucin A.1-like. The record is from RefSeq and is a predicted model, not a curated record. Lineage: Eukaryota; Metazoa; Cnidaria; Anthozoa; Malacalcyonacea; Xeniidae. The coding region runs from base 134 to 517 and encodes 127 amino acids. The transcript has 6 exons.